CUAGUAAGUAAGCCGACCAGUAGAAAACAAAUUAAUUAAUCAAUUGAUGAAUUUUCUGCAAAAGCAUUAAGUAAAUCAAUUCCAAUUCAGACUGUUCUCCAACGUCCCCAGUUGCCGACCAUUGACUUAAAUGAUAGGAAAUGAUGCGCAAGGUGAUCAGUACUAGUGAAGUGAGGAAAUAAUAAUUGCUCUUCCUGUCCCCAACUUUUCGAGGUGACGAUUAGAAAAUCGAUAUAGUUACGAUUGUUUCGUUUACUUCUACUUAUCCUUAUUACCCAGCUCAAUUGAGUAUAUAUACACUGGUAACGGUGCACUAUCCAUCAUCAAACACACGAUUGUUUCGAUAGGUUGAAGAAGCAAAAGUUCUACUUUCAAUCCACUAUGGCUUUCAAAUUCAUUGCACUCCUGGCACUCCUUGCCUUUGCCACAGCCAGCUACAUCCCAGGCUAUUCCGCCGGCCUUCCGCACGCUGGAUUGCCGCUCGGUUACGGAUCACCCCUGCCGUACGGUUCGGUACUGUCUGCGCCGCACGCUGUCGUGCCGCUAGCUCAAGCAUCCCAUCUGCACGUGCAAACGCCCGCACUGAAUAACUUUAUCUAUCCGGUGUCCCACCUGGCGGUGCCUGGCGGUAAAACUACGCUUACCAAAACGUUCGUCUCCACUCCCACGUACGUCACUAGCCAUGUGUCGGAGCGAGUGCACACGGACGAACCGGUGAAGCCGGUCGCGGCGCCUGUUUACGCGUACGGCAAGAAUGUGAUCGGCGCUGUAGCACCCCUGGCGUACCCCGAACAUGCGUACCAUGGUGUGCCGAACGGUGCGUACGGUGUUGGCUAUUACGGACACGUGUAUUGAUUUUGUACUCUUCCAACCGUUUGUGAAUAAAUUGAUUGUUUGAUUGGGUUUAAAUUAAAACGUUACUGGAAUGA
This is a messenger RNA of Anopheles gambiae (African malaria mosquito), 929 nucleotides long. RefSeq lists its product as uncharacterized. The transcript has 2 exons. NCBI's taxonomy places the organism in Eukaryota, Metazoa, Arthropoda, Insecta, Diptera, Culicidae. The record is from RefSeq and is a predicted model, not a curated record. Bases 382 to 855 code for a protein of 157 amino acids.